This is a messenger RNA of Nicrophorus vespilloides, 1002 nucleotides long. RefSeq lists its product as uncharacterized. The record is from RefSeq and is a predicted model, not a curated record. Gene Ontology annotation, molecular function: peptidase activity. The transcript is spliced from 2 exons. Lineage: Eukaryota; Metazoa; Arthropoda; Insecta; Coleoptera; Silphidae. The coding region runs from base 35 to 598 and encodes 187 amino acids.
AAGUAGGUCAUAGUCUCUCGAAAUUCCAAUAAUCAUGAAGUACUUCGUAUUUGCUCUGAUCCUAUUAACAGGAUACUGCAUGAUACCGGUAAAAGGACAAUCCAGAAGAGCUUCAGUAAAACUCUUCAUGCACGAUUUAUCCAAUGCUGGAUUACCAACGAGAAUCGUCGGAGGAGCGUUCAGUUUAACUGGACACGGUGGUAAACAUUGGGCUGUUGUGGUGCAAUUCGAAGGCGAUGAUCUGGUGUACCUGUGCGAGUUGCACAGGGAUCCGAAUACUGGAAGGAAAGGAUCAGGAGGAAUCGUGUGGUCCUGCGAGAGGAUGACCAAGGAGGAAGUGAUGCGCGGUAAAACGGGAAUCUAUAUCCACGAAUUCAGAAACAUCCAUACCACGCCGGAAGAGCUGUAUAGGAUUUGCAGCGAGAUCAGGUUCAAUGGUACGGAUUAUCAUUUGAUCCUCAACAAUUGUCAGCAUUGGAGCAAGGAGUUGAUCCACAAAUUAGGACUGUCCAUCACUUGGUUCAAUAUGAAGACUUUGAUGGAGAAAACCACAGGUCCCGGAUUCUUAAUUACGCAUUUAAAAACAUACAGUUUGUAAUAUGUUUAUCAACUAGUAUCAGUUUCUUAUAUAAGCUGAUUUUGAUGAAUUUUAAAUUAUGAUUGAUUAAAUAACUCAAGGUUAUUACGCCGAACAGAUAACACAACAGAAUUAUUGAUCUAUAUUUAAAUAACUCUAAAAUUGUUUCUUUUUGUCUUGUGUCCAACUGUUAUUAUUACCAUUAUUAUUGUUAAUAUAGUUUAUUAACGAAUUAGAGACAUCCACGGCGUCUCUUACACACCUUAUUAUAUAAACAUCAAGACCAACUACUGAUAAGAACAUCGCUCAUAUUUUCAACUGGGAACCAGACGCAGAAUUGGCAGAAUCCAAGAAGCUUUGCGUCUUAUAAUAACCAAACCUAAGGCUCCACAACAGAAGAAGAUAUUCCACGCUGUCCAGAAAUC